AUGAACCGACUGCAUAUAUUGUCUUUGAGCCUCGUUUUGGCUAUCUUCUCUCAGACUAUUUAUGUCACAAGCGGUUUUAGAACAGGGGGUCUUGGAGAACAGCAAUUUGCAACACCAGGGGUGCAGGCCUUGGUACAAGCGAAUCGUAACGCUAUUAUUCGAAAGCUCCCUGAGGAUAUACUGCAACCAAUUGGACAAAUGACAGCUGUGGUAUUUAGAGAACAGCUGGUUGCAGGGACUAACUACUUCAUUAAGGUAAAACUUGGAGGAAGAGGUCGUCCCCAGUACAUACACGUGAGAAUCUAUGCAAACCUGAAAAACAAGAGCAGAGUGGAUGGGGUCAAAUUUGUCAACCAAUACGACCCCAUUGAAUUCUUCUAG
Molecule: messenger RNA, 381 nt
Organism: Saccostrea cuccullata (small rock oyster)
Lineage: Eukaryota; Metazoa; Mollusca; Bivalvia; Ostreida; Ostreidae
Product: leukocyte cysteine proteinase inhibitor 1-like
Exons: 3
Coding region: 1-381 (126 amino acids)
Source: RefSeq, a predicted model, not a curated record